This is a messenger RNA of Spodoptera exigua (beet armyworm), 2498 nucleotides long. NCBI's taxonomy places the organism in Eukaryota, Metazoa, Arthropoda, Insecta, Lepidoptera, Noctuidae. The record is from the annotation of a GenBank genome assembly.
UUUAGCUGUUUGUCUUCGCUAUGGUUUCGUUUCGUGGUCUUUUCGUAGAGUUCGUAUUGUUCUCUAAAAAUUAGUUUGAUUUGGCUGGGAUUAUUGGACGGACGCUCCAUAAUUCGUGGUUUUAUAACCAGUGUGUUUAAACUUUCAAGUUUAAUUCAGAGUUUCGGAUGUGUAACUACAAAACUUAUAACAAUUACAUGUAGUGGUUUAAUAUUCAAAGGAAAAUUUGAAACAAUUUAACACAAUGGCUUCAGACGAUAAUUGGAGAACUUCUGCGUUCAGGCAGAGUGUGGUGUCCAAAAUUGAGGAGGUGAUCCAGCGCUCUGGUGUUCAAGUAGCACGGAACAGCAGUGAGAUGGAGAACCAUGUCUUUUUGAAAGCCAAAACUCGGGAGGAGUAUAUGAACAUGGUGGCUAAACUGAUUUUGCAUGUGAGGGAACUCUCUCAAUCCAAACAAAACCAAGGCCAGCAGCAAAUGCAAGGCCCCAAUCAAGGACAACCUGGUCCAAACCCACAAGUCCAGGCCCCACAAGGCCAACCCCAACAGGGGCCCAACAAUCAGGGUGGUCUUACACCAGAUCCAAUCAAUGCUCUUCAAAAUUUAGCAUCACAAGGGUCUCGAAAUCAAAUGAUGACAAUGGGGCCUCAGGGACAGAUGCAGCAACAAGGUGUGAUGGGUCCUAAUCCUGGAAUGGGAGGAAUGCAGGGCCAAAUGGGCCAACAAGGCCCAAUAGUUUCCCAAGGACCUCAAGCACAGACAGCUACAAGUCUCCUUCAAACCUUGAAUAGGCCUCAGAUGAAUAUGCAGCUGCAAAACAAGUUGGGAGGUCCAAUGGGGAUGGUGAGCAACCAGGGCCAAAUGGGGAAUAACAUGGUUGGUGGAAUGGGAGGAAUGGGCAACCCAAUGGGCAGUCAGUUACAGAACCAACUUGCUGGAGGUAUGCAAGGGCAGAUGAUGCCAAAUAUGUCAAUGGCCAAUUCUAUGCAGGUGCCAAUGAGUGGGUCUAAUACUAUGGGUCAGAUGCCUUGCAAUCAGGUUGGCAUGGGGGGCCAAAUGGCGCCAAACAACAUGCAAGGACAGAUGCAGGGACAAAUGGUUGGUGGCAUGGGAAACAACCAAAUAGUGGGUUUGAAUAUGCUGCACAUGGGUCGCGUGGGUGUCGGCAACAAGCAGGAAGUGGGAGGCAUGAUGGCAGGCAGCUACCAGGGUGCUAGAGCACCUCCUCCUACACAGUUCCUGCGUCAGAGCCCUUCUCCCUCUGCUCCUUCACCCAGCAUGGGAGGACCAAGUCCUAUGGGAGUGAUGGGCACAACGAUGACGUCACCGAUGUCGUCACUAGGCGGGCUGGGAGCCUGCGGCAGUGUCGGCAGCCCGUCCCCAUCGAACCCAACACAUUUGCAACACCAUGUACAACAACCACAGAGGGGCGUCGGUAUGGGUAUGGUUGCGUCGCCCUCGUCGUCGCUGAAUACGCCGGUGGGCGCGAGCGUGGCGUCCCCUGGCGGCGAAGAGGCGGCCUAUCGUGAGAAGGUCCGACAACUUUCGAAGUACAUCGAACCGUUACGACGUAUGGUGCAUCGGAUGGUUAGCGAAGGGGAGAAUGUUGAGAAGCUAACAAAGAUGAAGAACCUAUUGGAUAUUCUGUCCAACCCCAACAAGCGCAUGCCGUUGGAGACCCUCAUCAAGUGUGAGGUGGUGCUGGAGAAACUGGACUUCAAGAGGGGGGAGGGAGUCGUUGUACCGAGCACUGGGAAGGAACAAAUAUUCAAUCCGUUGCUAGAAGUGGUGAACAACUGCCUACAAUCUCCUCUCGCUAACCACACACUCAAACGCACCUUCGGAUCUGCUCUCGAUGCGCUGAACGGACCAGAAAUGAGGAAUUUACCGACCCCUCAAAAGGUACCGAAACUAGAAGAACCUCCAAUGGAGAUUCCGGAUGUUCUACAGGGAGAAAUAGCCAGAUUGGACUCGAGAUUUAAGGUGUCCCUGGAGCCGAUGUCGUGGUGCGGGGGGUCGGGCGGCGCGGGCGGCGGCGCUAUAACCCUGGUGGCGGCGCUGGACGAGCCGCGCCUGCCGUGCGUGGCCGGCGUGCACGUGGCCGUGCCGCGCGACUACCCCGCGCGACCCCCCGUCCGACUCAAGCCACGCUCGCACCACAACUACGCGCCCGACUCCUUCCUAGCUCGGCUAGAAAAGGCUAUGGAUGCUCGAUGUGCCAGGUUACCAAAGAGCUGUUCGGUGGGGCAGCUACUGGACGCGUGGGAGAUGAGUGUGAGACAGGCCUGCGCCCCCACGCCCGUGGCCUACGCCCCCGUACCUGCCCUGGGCUUGUGAACAAGUAACGUGUUGAUACGAUCUUGUAAAUAGUUCCACAAAACAAAACUACACAGAUCUAAACAACGAAUUAAUUAUUUAUUCGUUAAUAGGUAAAUACUGUGUAAUAUAGACAAAGUAAUUUUCAAAAAAUCUUGAAACCGUGUUAGAUGUGCCGUACUUU